Ceratosolen solmsi marchali is the source of this 847-nucleotide messenger RNA. RefSeq lists its product as uncharacterized. Gene Ontology annotation, biological process: protein secretion; vesicle-mediated transport. Gene Ontology annotation, cellular component: Golgi membrane. The coding region runs from base 198 to 812 and encodes 204 amino acids. The record is from RefSeq and is a predicted model, not a curated record. The transcript is spliced from 5 exons. NCBI's taxonomy places the organism in Eukaryota, Metazoa, Arthropoda, Insecta, Hymenoptera, Agaonidae.
GUAGGAGAAGUGGAGCGUGAUUGUCGGGAAGGAUUACUCGCGGAUUUUGUACCAGAAUACGAGUGACAAUUUGUUAAAGCAAAUAAGUUCACUUUUUGCCACCUGCUUUUUUUCACUACUAAUUCCGUUGUGUUACGGGCACGGAUUCGACGCUAUUUUCUCACUUUGAACUCGACGCUUUUUCUGCACCGUUACUUAUGGAUGAUGACACGAUUCCUUUCGAUGAAGAAGACGAAGCGAGAGCUGGAAAGCUCAAGCAUCCAUAUGUAACAAUGUUUCACCUGGCUUUCAGAGUGACGGCAAUAGUGGUUUAUAUAUUUUGCGGAUGGUUUUCCAAAAGUUUCAUAGCCAGUUUUGUGACCGUGAUCCUCUUACUUUCAAUGGAUUUUUGGACAGUCAAGAACAUUACAGGAAGAUUAAUGGUUGGCCUUAGAUGGUGGAAUUAUGUCGAUGACAAUGGAAUAAGUCAUUGGGUGUUUGAAUCUAGAAAGGGCGCUAAACAGAAUCGAAUUAAUCCAUCCGAGGCAAGGAUAUUUUGGCUCGCAUUGAUUAUAUCACCAAUAUUGUGGGGUGUCUUCGUUCUCGUGGCUUUGUUUGGCCUGAAACCUAAAUGGCUGCUUCUGGCUUUCAUCGCACUUAUCCUGAAUGGAGCUAAUCUUUAUGGAUACGUUAAGUGCAAAAUUGGAAGCAAUAAGAAUAUCUCUUCCGCAACUUCUGAUUUUUUCAAAAAACAAGUCAUUCAUAACGUGACUACAAUGAUGGCCAAGAGUCCACCUACCGGAAAUUUCAGUCAGCCAACAAAUAUUAUUUAAACUGUCUAAAGUGAUGUGAUAUUAAUUUUAUUAUU